UGUUUCCGGUUCAUUCCGCUGUGCGAAGUUGCUAGUCACAGGAGCCACAAUGGCGUUUGUAGUCUCCUUCAGAUAGGGCUGUGGAUGAUAUUAAAUCCACUAGCAUCGCCCUAAAUAUAGGCCUGGUUGACUCCCAGAGCCAUUAAUAAUAAACUGGAACAUCUACUGCACACGACAAUACUAUGAUUUCUAAUCAAUAUUGACUUUAUAGGAGAUAAAACUUAUAUUAAAGGGAACAUGUAAACCGGGUCAAGUUUUCAUUUUGUUCGAGAAACGAGCGUCUUUAAUGAAGGCAUUCACUUAGUUUCUGACUGCUAAGGUCGUAAUUCUGUGGAAUAAAAGCACCUUAACUUAACUUGGCACUGGACAAGGACACCUUUCACAAAAGGACUUUUUCUUUUUCACGAGUCGGCUCGCUAGCCGUCGAGCAUUAGCUAGCAGUGCUAGCUAAAUUAAGGACUGAGACGACAGCAUAGUGCUCCGAUGUUCGCCUGGGAUCUUUUUCAUCCACUGACUAAUUCAAUCUGCGUGCUCUGCAGUGCUGGAAACCCGUGGUAUCGUUCUGCUUAGUCGGACUGCGUUGGCUAUCCCGAUGGAAUGAAUCGGCGUUGAGGAGGACUGGACGCGAGCGGCCUUGGUGUGUUUAUAUUUUCUUUCUCCCUCUGCUUAGUAACUUAACGUUUCUGUUGUGGGUUUGGAGGCGCUCUACUCUCCCCCCCUUGUGAAUGAAUUGCCUGGACCACCGAGGCCCAGUUGCAGCCGAGGUACCGACGCCGGACGUGAGGGAUGCCUGGGUCGGACCGACACCAUGGGACCAAGAGGAAGCCGGAAUCUAGCGGUGUGCUGCACCAGACCCAGGCCUCGACUCGCGCCUCUGCGGCCGACAAGACGAGCAAGGAGGGUAAGGUGCAGUCGAAAUCUUCGAUGUCCUCUUCCAAACGCAAACGGCACAAAUCAACCAAACAUAGUCGCGGGUUCUCGGCGGCGCCGGUACCCGAAGAUUAUACCCUCGGCGAUGCGGCGCCACCUGGCGUCCACACGGUGAAGCCUCUGGUGGAGUACGACGAUAUCAGCUCCGACUCGGACACUUUUUCAGACCCGCCGUCGAGGCCUUCGGAGAGGGGGGGCGUGGACCGACUGGAGCCGUCGCCAGACUACGACGGGGAUGACGUAGACAUAGAGGCCGACGGUAGCGAGGACACGGGCCACAGACACUACCGGAAAAAAGCCAAGGACCCCAGCAAAGUUAGAGACUCUGGAAAUGGAGAACGUGGGUACAAGAAAAAGAACAGCAAAGAUCGCGAGAAGGGGAGUGCCGGGAAGAGCAAGGAGAAGGCCGCGUCCUCGGGCCCCUCGUCCAAACGCCAGGUCCAGCCCGAGGGCGACUCUAAACGGGGGGAGCUGAUGCUCUCUACCCAGGUGCAGCCUGUGGCGAGCGUGGGCAGCACCACCUCCUCCGCAUCCUCAUCUCGCAGCAAGGAGAGCAGCCGCUCGGGCAAGUCUCGCAAAGACAAGCAACAGCGGCGGGAGGGCCGCGCGGAGGACGGCCGCGGCUCCUCCCAGAGGAACCGAGCCGACAGGAGCCACCGCAAGUCCUCCAAGGGCCACAAGUCCAGCCCCAAGGGCAAGGCUGCGGCCAGGGGGAGCCCCCGCCGGAAGGGCACCGGCUCGGCGCUCUCGCCCAGUCCCAGAAGAGGGGCCGGCAGCGAGAGUCCACAGGGCGGCGGGUAUGGGCAGCAGGGGGACGACGGCUACUCCAGGCGGAGGGUGGCCCAGCAGAGCCCCUGUCCGUACGGGGACAUGUCCCGCCGCAGCAGGCAGAGGUCGGACAGCCCCUACGGCAGCAGACACCGGUCCUCCAGCUACGAGAGGGACAGCAGCCCCUACUCGAGGAGGCGCUCCAACAGCCCCUAUGGCGCCCGCCGGUCCUCCAGCACCAGCCCCGUGUCACGGCGCUCUGGCCGCUCCAGGAGUCGUUCCCCUGUGCACUACUCGUCUUCUCGUCGCUCCUCCUCUCUCCGUGGCAAGAGGCAUAGUUCCUCCGUUGCAGCGGGGGCCGGCUCUCACAGCAGCCGACCAGCGAGCCGCUCCCCUCCCUUUUCCCGCCUGCCACUUAACUCCAGCCUGGGAGCGGAGCUGAGCCGCAGGAAGAAGGAACGGCAGGCUGCCGAGGCGGCUGCCCGUGCUAGUGGCGGGGCGUCCCCUCUUCCGCCAGCAGCGGCGCGCAAGUGUGCCGGCUCCUCGUCGUCGUCAAGGCCCACUAAAGCUGCAGCUCCACCGCCAGAAAGAGACUCGACAGCAGCAGAACCUCUGCCCCCACCGCCUGUGCCGUUACCCCAGGAUGCUCCCGGCGGUGAGGAUCCGGUCGCUGUGCCGCUACCUUCCUCGUCCGCCUCCUCUCCGGCCCCGCCUCAGCCCUCUCCUCCUGUGCCACCCGCCCCAGCCACGCAGGUUCCACCACUUCCCCCUCAGGCAGAAACGAGUAUCCAGCCUCCUACACCGUCAACCGCCCCCCAUGUCGCACCGCCGGCUUCGGUUCCCAUGCGCAGCCCUCUCCGGCAGAUCCCGUUCCACAAGACGUCGACUCUUCCUCUCCUGCCUUUACCGCCUGCACUGCUGGGAAACACUCAGGACAGUCCAAAGAAGUCCACCCCCCCUCAGAGGCUAUCCAGGAAGGAGAAGGAGGUCCGGAGCCGACCGUCACUCAUCGACCUUCCUUUACCCCCCACCCUUCCUGGAGGUGACUCCUCACCCCCACAGUUCCCCACCCAGCAGGCGCCACCGCUACCCCAGGCAGUCCUUAAGAAGAGACCAAAGAUUUGCUGCCCGCGAUAUGGUGAGCGCAAACAUACCCAGAGCGACUGGGGAAAACGCUGUGUAGACAAAUUUGAUAUCAUCGGCAUCAUAGGAGAAGGCACCUACGGCCAAGUGUACAAGGCCAAGGACAAAGACACAGGUGAAUUAGUGGCUUUGAAGAAAGUGCGUUUGGACAACGAAAAGGAGGGUUUCCCCAUCACAGCCAUUAGAGAGAUCAAGAUCCUGCGGCAGCUCAAGCACCGUAGUGUUGUAAACAUGAAGGAGAUCGUCACCGACAAGCAGGAUGCACUUGACUUUAAAAAGGACAAAGGUGCUUUUUACCUGGUGUUUGAGUACAUGGACCACGACCUGAUGGGCCUCCUGGAGUCUGGCCUGGUCCAGUUCUCCCAUGAGCAUGUCCGCAGCUUUAUGCGCCAGCUGAUGGAGGGUCUGGACUACUGCCACAAGAACAACUUCCUGCACAGAGACAUUAAGUGCUCCAAUAUACUGCUCAACAACAGAGGGCAGAUCAAACUGGCUGACUUUGGUUUAGCUCGGCUUUACAGUUCAGAGGAAAGUCGGCCGUACACUAAUAAAGUAAUCACACUAUGGUAUCGGCCCCCUGAGCUCCUGCUGGGAGAGGAGAGAUACUCUCCAGCCAUUGAUGUAUGGAGCUGUGGGUGUAUUCUGGGAGAGCUCUUCACAAAGAAGCCCAUCUUCCAGGCCAACCAGGAGCUUCUUCAGCUGGAGCUCAUCAGCCGUCUGUGCGGGAGCCCCUGUCCUGCAGCCUGGCCUGACGUCAUUAAACUUCCCCUCUUCAACACCAUGAAACCCAAAAAGCAGUACAGACGGCGGCUGCGGGAGGAGUUUGCCUUUCUACCGACUCCUGCCCUGGACUUGCUGGACCGAAUGCUGACCCUCGACCCCGCACGCCGCUGCUCAUCAGAGCACGCGCUCAACAGUGACUUCCUGAGUAACGUUGAGCCCAGCAAGAUGCCGCCGCCAGAUCUCCCGCACCACCAGGACUGCCACGAGCUGUGGAGUAAGAAGAGACGCCGCGCCCGUCAGAGCGGGGUGCCCGAAGAUGUGCCUGUGCCCAAAGUGCCCCGCAAGGAUGCGACCGGGACCUCCAGCGGAGAAAACAGCCGGCCUCAAGCCAGCCCGGCUGGAGCCCCACCGCCGGAAAAGCCGCCCCCUGCCGCUAACUUGGAGAGUGAGUUGUCAGGACUGGGGGUUGCUGCAGAGCAGUUGAACCAGACGGAGCUGGCGGUGCUGCUGAACCUCCUCCAGGGACAGACGGACCUCAGCCUGCCCCAGGUGGCUCAGCUUCUUAACCUCUCCAAACCAGAGACACUCAGCCAGUCGCUGUCUGCCCUCAGCGAACCCUCUGACCCCCAGGGGGCGCCAGAGGACCAGGCCCAGCCCGCUGCCAGGUCCCAGCCCCCAGAGCCACCUCCCGAACCCCGGGAACUCUCGCCGACAUCCGGAGACCCGGCACUCAGCCAGGAAGACCAGGCCGGCCUUCUGGCUCUCAUUCUGGGCCACAUCAUAAAGCCACAGGCCGAGGAGCAAGGCGACGAGAGCAAUGGCGUCCAAUCAGAAGAGGCACUAAUGCGCGGUUCGUCUGCCUCUACUUCUGAUCGCAAGGAUGGUACGACAUCAAAGAGCAAAGCGCUUGGGGUCAACCAGGUGCCUCCAUCUGCUGAGCAGCGUCCCCCCUCUCCACCCGGGCCUCCUCCGUCAGCUCUCCCCCUGGGGCGAGAGGCCCGUCCCAGGCCGGACAUCAGCCCCGCCAUGGCGGCUGCCUUGCUCCAGCUCAUCUCUCAGCAGGACUCUGAAGAAGCCGGGAACCCCGAGCCCGGCGAUGACCCGUCUCCGGCGGGGGAUGCCCCGCCCCCUCCUCCACCCCGGGUUGCUGACCCCAAACCUACGGCCGCAGCCGACGCCCCAGCGGGACUGGGGACCGCUGCUCCUACUGCUGCAGCACAGUUCCCCAAGGACCAGGACCUGCGCUUUUCUCACGGAGCCGCCCGCUGACCCCCCGAGGUGCACCGAGGCGGCUGCGUUGUUCCCGGCACGCAGAGGAAGAGUGCAGAUGGGACACUGGACGCAUGAGCAGGUAGCUAAAGUUGAAUCAAAGAUUAUGAAAAUGAAUGUCUUAAGGAAAGAGCUGCAGGGCCUCGCCGGGUCCCGAUCACCACCGCGAGCAAAGCCGCUGCAUUGGAGGGAGUGUUUGGACCUGGGCUUGAUCCGAAAAAAAUCCACAAAGUGACCGUUGCCCACUGCAAUCCUUUCCCUGUUCACUGAAGAUCCUGACUUGAAUGAAAUUUAGCUUCCAAACUGAGUGCCGUGCAGCUGACACUCAACGUAGAAAGCAGCUGUGAUCUUGUUUUUUCUUCCCCCAAACAAAUGAUUGUCACGUCCUCUUGCAGUGACUGCUUCUGACGUCUGUUUUCGGAGGUUGGGCUGGGCGUCCACUCUGAUAUAGGGGGGGGGGGGUGUGACUGUGAUGGAAGCUAAACUACUGUGAAUGGGUAUUUGAGACGGACCACUGGAGCUACACGAGUUUCCCCUUGUGCCGCACAUGCCGGCCAGCGCUCCUGUUUUCAGCCUUGUGCCUCCUUAGUGACCCCUAAAGGAUGUCGUCCUAUCGGGGGGAGCGUGGGUUGAGUUUCUGCUUUGGAUGAUGCUUACAACAGUGCACAUCUGCAGGACUGUAUUAUUUUUUGUUUAGUUUUUUUCACACAAAGACUACUCCAUGUUUUCUUCUGUCUGUUAUCAACAACUGAUCGUGUUGUCGCGUGAAGGUUUUCCUUUAGCAUACAGCAAAACGCAUAAACCUGCAGUACUUCUUUCCUGUCUCUAAUAUGGAUUUAACCACAAACUGCUCCAUAAUACUCAAGCUAUUCUGCUAGUUGAGAUAUACAACCCUAGAAACAUGUACCCACAGAGAGCGACCCUUGUUUUGGCUACCUGGUGGGCUGUGAAAGCCCUUUCUAAAAUGCCACCGCCUACCUGCCAACAUGUGCAACAAAAGCUUCUUUUUUCUUUUUCUCCUUUUUUGGUGGUUAUUUUCUACAUAAAGAAAAUUAUUCACGCUUAAAAUAAAAAAAUUGGUCCAUGGUUUUUUUGUAUGUUUGUUUUGCUUUGGAGAAGGGAAUGCUGGAGGAAAUGGUUUGGUGUGUCUGUAAAAAAGGAAAAAAAAUAAUAUUUUGUAAUAUGUGUUUUUCUCGGUUGAGUUUAUUAAAGGAAGUAAUGCGACCAGUUGAA
Gasterosteus aculeatus aculeatus (three-spined stickleback) is the source of this 6066-nucleotide messenger RNA. It is a transcript of the gene cdk12, whose product is annotated as cyclin dependent kinase 12. Gene Ontology annotation, cellular component: nucleus; cyclin/CDK positive transcription elongation factor complex. Gene Ontology annotation, biological process: protein phosphorylation; positive regulation of transcription elongation by RNA polymerase II. Gene Ontology annotation, molecular function: RNA polymerase II CTD heptapeptide repeat kinase activity; cyclin binding; ATP binding. The record is from RefSeq and is a predicted model, not a curated record. Lineage: Eukaryota; Metazoa; Chordata; Actinopteri; Perciformes; Gasterosteidae.